GAUGAAGCUAUAAUGGUCAUGUUCAAGGUAUACCAGAAGCAACCCUUGCCCAUACCUUCCUAUGUGGUGCUGUCUGAUCUUGAAAAGACUUCAAGCACAGAUGUUUCGCAAUAACGCGCAAGCUACAGAACUUUAGCAACAUCCAUACUUGGGGCUUCCGGAGGGCUGGGUAUUUAACAAUUUCAAAUAGGGCCUCAUUCAGGCAUAUCUAUCAUCCCCUCACUAUGGUUGUCGUAUCUACUCUUAUUGGUUCCAAUUGUGCGUCUUUCGCUUGCUGUCCCUCAAGAAUGUCUCUUUUCCGAGUAGAAAAUGCGCUCAUUGUUGUCUCCCCUCCAUCAUCUCCUCAACCUCGCAAAGUCUGCUACGAAAGCUGCACUGAAAAGGCGCCUUGUCGAACUCGCGGAGCAGGUUGAUGACGGGAUGAAGAACCAGUUUUGGAAGGAUGAUCCUUGGCUUUCUCAACUCGAUCGGACACCCAUAGCAGGGGUGUUGUGGCCACUCAACAGGGGUAUCUCGAUGUCGAUGUAUCACAUUGCCCCCAUCCUCCUUCAUUUGUCCUGGCAAGGCUGGCCGCUUUUCUACUCCCGGGAAUGCGGCUGGACCUUUUGUGAUCCGAACGCCGAUUUUCAUACCCGAUUUUUGAAGCUUGAUUCUUAUGAUCCAACGGAUGAUACCCUACAAAACAUGUGCUUGAAGGGAGCUUUGUCUUCUACAAGUUACCACAUAAAUGUGGAAAGAAGGCGAAUGUGGGCAGUCCGCUUGGUAAAACGUUCAUGAGAUGUGCACACUGGCAGGAUGGGACGCUCUCGAACCCUAACUACGAAGCGAAUGAUGCAUUAAGAACGUGCAGUGAUCAGCGCAUGU
Suillus fuscotomentosus is the source of this 864-nucleotide messenger RNA. RefSeq lists its product as uncharacterized. Gene Ontology annotation, cellular component: gamma DNA polymerase complex; mitochondrion. Gene Ontology annotation, molecular function: DNA-directed DNA polymerase activity; DNA binding; 3'-5' exonuclease activity. The coding region runs from base 310 to 777 and encodes 155 amino acids. NCBI's taxonomy places the organism in Eukaryota, Fungi, Basidiomycota, Agaricomycetes, Boletales, Suillaceae. The record is from RefSeq and is a predicted model, not a curated record. The transcript is spliced from 3 exons. Gene Ontology annotation, biological process: mitochondrial DNA replication.